Molecule: messenger RNA, 1922 nt
Organism: Neltuma alba
Lineage: Eukaryota; Viridiplantae; Streptophyta; Magnoliopsida; Fabales; Fabaceae
Product: diacylglycerol kinase 5
Exons: 13
Coding region: 236-1693 (485 amino acids)
Biological process (GO): phospholipase C-activating G protein-coupled receptor signaling pathway
Cellular component (GO): membrane
Molecular function (GO): ATP-dependent diacylglycerol kinase activity
Source: RefSeq, a predicted model, not a curated record
UCUCCAUUAAAAUUGCCUGGAUUCUCUGCUAUCAUUCCCAACUCAUAAGCAAGUCCGUCAAUCGAUCUAUAAAGAAAAAUUUUCAGCAACUUUCACUUCUGGUACCUUUUGUCCAUCUUGGAGCUUUUACGGCUGAAAGCUCUCUUGAGGAAUCCGGAGAUUACUUUCGUUGUAGCUCUGAAACAUUCAUUGAAUAUUUCUGCAAAUAAUCUCUUUCAGCAGGUUGGAGGUAGCUAUGGGUGAUGUGAAUUCCAAGAAGACUUUAAAGGACUUCUGUAUUCCAGAAUACAUACUAGUAUCAGGAUCUGAGGUCAGAAGUAAUUCCUAUAUACCUGCAUGUCCCGUAAUGGUCUUCAUUAAUUCCAAAAGUGGUGGUCAGCUUGGAGGGGAACUUCUUGUUACCUACCGUUCACUUCUUAAUAAAAACCAGGUUAUUGAUCUGGGAGAUAAGGCUCCCGAUAAGGUGCUGCAUCAGCUUUAUGUUACUCUGGAGACGCUCAAGCACAGAGGAGAUAAAGUGGCCGCAGAAAUUGAGAAGAGAUUAAGAAUAAUUGUUGCAGGUGGAGAUGGUACUGCUGGUUGGCUUCUUGGAGUGGUCUCAGAUCUCAAACUGCCUCAACCACCACCAAUCGCUACAGUGCCAUUAGGGACAGGAAACAAUCUUCCCUUCUCAUUUGGCUGGGGUAAGAAAAAUCCCGGCACUGACUGUCAAUCUGUGGUAUUUUUUCUGAACCAAGUAAGAGCUGCAAAGGAAAUGAAAAUAGACAGCUGGCAUAUUAUGAUGAGAAUGAAGGCUCCAGAAAAAGGUUCUUGUGACCCCAUUGCACCUCUUGAGCUGCCUCAUUCUUUGCAUGCAUUCCACCGUGUUUCUCCAACAGAUAAGCUAAAUAUGGAGGGUUACCAUACUUAUCGUGGGGGAUUUUGGAACUACUUUAGUAUGGGAAUGGAUGCUCAAGUAUCAUAUGCAUUUCACUCGGAGAGAAAGUUGCAUCCAGAAAGAUUUAAAAAUCAAUUGCAUAAUCAGAGUGCAUAUCUGAAGCUUGGAUGCAAACAAGGAUGGUUCUGCUCUUCUUUAUUCCAUCCUUCAUCACGGAACAUUGCUCAGCUGGCAAAGGUUAAAAUAAUGAAAAGGCAAGGUCGGUGGGAGGAACUCCGCAUACAUCCCAGCAUACGAUCAAUCGUUUGCCUCAACUUGCCCAGCUUUUCUGGCGGACUCAAUCCUUGGGGAACACCAAAUAGAAACAAAUCAAUUUACAGGGAUCUGACACCUCCAUAUGUGGACGAUGGCCUUAUAGAGGUAGUGGGUUUCAGAGAUGCCUGGCAUGGUCUAGUUUUGCUCGCUCCAAAAGGGCAUGGCACUCGUUUGGCACAGACCAGCAGAAUCCGUUUUGAGUUCCAUAAAGGUGCAGCUGAGAGCGCAUUCAUGAGGAUUGAUGGGGAGCCGUGGAAGCAACCUCUCCCAUCAGAUGAUGAUACGGUUGUCGUCGAGAUAUCUCACCAUGGCCAAGUAAGCAUGCUUGCCAACCCAGGCUGCCGUUCCAAAAGCAUACAUGAACCCUCCUCGCCUGUUAGUAGCCAGGAAGAAGAAGAAGAAGAUAGCGAUGAUGAAGAAUCAAUAGAAGGGCGUCGCAAGUUUGGAGCAGCUGACACUUUCAAAUAUCCCCAUGAAAUCGACAUAGCUCAUCUUAGUUAGGUGCACAGUAAUAGAGUUGCUUACUGAAUGCUGGUGAAGAGCAAAAAUGGAAGUAGUCAAUGUAAAUUUUUCAUUCUUUGCUCGUAGUUUGCACUCGGCGCUCAUCACGGCCCAUUGGAUUUUAAAAUUUCAUGCAUUUUUUUAUUACUUAAUGUAUAUGUGAUAUAUUUUUGGAACUAACAAAUUACUAUCCCCAGCUGGUUCAAUUUAAACUUAUUUUUUUAACAAA